UUCGAACAAACCCAAGUCUCGCUCGCCAACUUGUCCGAGGAUUCAAUUGGAGAAGCCGAGCCUGUCCUGACGGCGAAGCUUUGAUUCUUCGUCCCUUCUCAUUCACCACUUGCGCUCUCUGUCUUUCUCAUACGUACGCUCUACCUUCGAGGAAAUGUUUCAGCCUUUUUCAGAUUCUCUCACUCAAUCACGCACUGUCCCCAUGGGAAUCGAAGAGAUCGAGCGACGCAUUUCGUCUUCAGCUUCGAUCCAUCAAUGGAAGUAUGACGUGUUCGUUAGCUUCAGGGGCAAAGACAUAAGGAAGACCUUCGCGGCCCACCUCUUCUAUGCGCUGAAGCAGGCGGGGAUCUACUACUUCUGGGACAAUGAGAAAGUGGAGACCGGGAUUUUCAUCGAGCCCAAGCUGCUCGACGCGAUUCGCCAUUCUAGGGUCGCCCUCGUCGUGUUCACCACCAAUUACGCCGACUCGCGGUGGUGCUUGAACGAGCUGGUGGAGGUCCUGGAGUGCAACAGGAGGUUCAGAGAUCAUCAGGGUCACGUCGUUCUGCCCAUUUUCUAUGAUGUUGAGCCAGGGGACAUUCGGAGACAGAGCGGACGAUUCGGGGAUGGUUUCGAAAGGUGUUUGGCCACCCACACGGACGAUUUGCUGGUGCAGAAGUGGAGGGAUGCGCUUAAAGAAGCUGGGAAUUUGUCAGGAUGGCACUUGAAUAAUGAUGCUAACGGGGAUCAAUCAAACUUCAUCGAGCAAAUUGUAGGACAUCUCUAUAGGAUCAGUCCUACACGAAUCUCCCCCUAUUUUGUCAAAAAUGCGAUUGGGGUAGAUUCCUUUGUAGAGGACGUGAUAUCGUUGCUGGAAAUUGGGUCAGAGGAUGAUGUCCGUGUCGUUGGAAUAUGGGGAAUGAAAGGGAUUGGUAAGACUACGUUGGCCAAAGUCGUCUGCGAUCGUGUUUUUAGGGAAUUUGAAGGUGUUAGCUUACUCGAAAACGUGGGAGAUGCAAACCAAGAUACUCUUUUACUUCUUCAGAAGAAACUUCUCCAUGAUAUUCUGAAGGUACAAGGUCUAGAAUUGUUUGAUCUUAACAGCAACAUCAACGAGAUAAAAACUAAGCUCUGUCGGAAAAGGAUCCUUCUAGUUCUCGAUAACAUCACUAAGAAGGACCAAAUUGACUAUUUCGGCGCUGGAGAUCGAGAAUGGUUCCGAAAUGGGAGUAGAAUUGUGAUAACCACAAGAGAUGAGCAGCUUCUGGAAGAUCUCAAAGUAGAUAACAAGUACAUGCUCCCAGGAUUGACUCAUAAAGAAUCGCUCCAACUCUUGAGUCGCCAUGCCUUCCGCAAAGACCAUCCUCAAGAAGGCUAUGGAGAGUUGUCGGAGAGUCUUGUCCACUACACUGGUGGACUUCCAAUAGCUCUUAAAAGAUUUGGUUCCUUCCUCUCUAAGAAGAGAAAAAAUCAGUGGCAUGAAAUAUUGGAGAAGUUGGUGAGAGACCCUCAUCUUGAUUCAGUUGGAUUACCUUUAGAACCGUUCUCCUCUGUUCUUCCCUUUCAAUCCCUAGGGCCAUAUGGAGGUCAUGGUGGGCGUCCUUAUGAUGAUAAAACAUACACCGAUGUUAGAAGGAUUACUCUAGUUGUAACAUCAGUGAUUGAGUCCUUUUAUAUUGAGUAUGAUCAGAAUGGGAGUUUGGUCCGCUCGCCAAUUCAUGGUGGACCUGCGGAAGGCAAAAUAUGCACGGUAAAAUUAGAUUAUCCAAAUGAGUUCUUGACAUCAGUGUCGGGCUAUAUCAGAGAGAAUGAGGGACCUGUCGUCAUUCAAUCACUUAUCUUCCACAGCAACAGGAGAACAUAUGGUCCAUUUGGCAAUGGGAGAGGGAGAUUCUUCAGUUUUCCACCGGUUGCUGGGAAGAUCAUUGGAUUUUUUGGGAGGUGUGGUAUUUUUGUUGAUUCCAUAGGAGCAUAUCUUCUACCGAUCUCUCAUUCAUAUCCAUUCGAAGUCGUAGGCCCAUUUGGAAACUGUAAUUAUGAAGACCGGUGGGACGACGACAAGCAUAUAGAUGUUAGAGAAAUUGAACUUGUUUCUGGUUCUGCAAUUGAGUCGAUUACUGUUACUUAUGAGCAAGGUUGUUCUUUUGCACAUGGUAUAGCAAGUGGUGGAGGCACAACGAACAAGAUAAAUCUGGACUGGUUAAUCGAGUAUUUAACUUCAGUUUCGGGCUAUAUUACGAGUGAUUGUGGCUCUACUAUCAUCCAUUCACUCACGUUUCAAAGCAAUAAAAGAACAUACGGACCAUUCGGCACUGAAACCGGAAGGAAGUUUUCAUUUCCAGCCACUGGAGGAAAAAUCAUUGGAUUUUAUGGGAGUUCUGGUUCCCAUCUUGAAUCUCUUGGAGCGUAUUUUGAACCAAUCUCUCAUCUAUAUCCAGUCGAGUUUAUUGGACCAUUUGGAGGCCAAGGUGGACACCGUUGGGACGAUGGAAAAUUUAAGGGUGUAAAGACAAUAAAGAUGAUGUUGGAAGAUGUUGUCAAAUGCAUCUCCUUUGAGUAUGACGAUAACGGCGAGUCUCUUUGGUCCCCUACGCAUGGUCACAGUGUCAACGGAGAUAUCCAUACGGUUAACUUGGACUACCCUCGUGAGUUCUUGACCUCAAUGUCAGGUUACACCAGACAUGAUAAUUCUGUCAUUCAAUCACUCACGUUCGAAAGCAAUAUAAGAAGGCAUGGACCCUUUGGUAAGGAAGAAGGGAGCUUCUUUAGCUGUGCAUUAACAUGCAACAAGAUCAUAGGCUUCCACGGAAGGUCUGGCAUCCAACUUGAUGCGCUAGGAGUCUACUCUGAACCAGUUUCUGAUCUCCAUCUCUUGAGAUCCAUUGGGCCAUUUGGAGGACAAGGUGGCAGUCCAUGGGACGAUGGAGAGAGCACGGGUGUGAGGGGAAUAAUUGUAAGAGCUGGAUUAGCUAUUGAUUCCAUUACUGUUGAGUAUGACAAGAAUGGGUCUGUGGUUCUGGGCCCUAAACGUGGUGAAGAUGGAGGGCAUCUAGCACCCGAGAUUAAACUCGACUAUCCUCGAGAGUACUUGACUUCAUUUUCUGGUCACUCUGGAAUUUGUUGCGGGCAUAUUGUUGUUCGUUCCCUCACAUUUCAGAGCAAUGAAAGAACUUUCGGGCCAUUCGGCGAAGAGAUUGGGAAGUACUUUUCUUUUCCAUCAACCGGUAAAAAGAUCGUCGGGUUUCAUGGGAGGUGCGGAUCAUGGAUUGAUUCACUUGGAGCCCAUUUUGAGACUUAAAAUGCUAAGAUUGACCUUUAUGUGCGCCAUGCAGUCGGCGUUCAAGUUUACGUGUAAAUAUGUAGCAUCGUGGACAUUCU
Messenger RNA from Rhodamnia argentea, 3357 nucleotides. Its product is annotated as jacalin-related lectin 4-like. Gene Ontology annotation, molecular function: carbohydrate binding; ADP binding. The coding region runs from base 155 to 3277 and encodes 1040 amino acids. The transcript is spliced from 6 exons. The record is from RefSeq and is a predicted model, not a curated record. NCBI's taxonomy places the organism in Eukaryota, Viridiplantae, Streptophyta, Magnoliopsida, Myrtales, Myrtaceae. Gene Ontology annotation, biological process: signal transduction.